AUGGGCGACAGUUCGGAACAAGAACGAUUAGGACAGUUAUUCCAAGCUUGUGAUUUGGAUGGAUCUGGGUUUAUUGAUCAAACCGAACUUGCCUCAGUUUGCACGGAAUUGGACGUGGAAGAACUAAAAGAUGUCUUCUCUCAGUUGGACAAAGAUGGCGACGGUAGAAUCAGUGUGGAAGAAUUCGCACGUGGUUUUCAAGAAAUUAACGAGGCUAUGCAAGGCAAAUCUCGCGAGAAAAUACGACAGACGUUGAAGAGCGCGAGCUCUAUGGAUUGUUUGGCGGGAAAUGAUUUGUAUGCUAAUACCGGCUUGGAUGAUAGUUUGAAAAGCCUGACAUGGCCUAAGUGUAGGAGAGUCGUACCACAUAAUAUAUUAAAGAUAAAUGAAUGCAAACAACAACGAAAUAUAAGCUUGUGUUAG
Lottia gigantea (owl limpet) is the source of this 423-nucleotide messenger RNA. RefSeq lists its product as hypothetical. Gene Ontology annotation, biological process: endocytic recycling; regulation of cytokinesis. Bases 1 to 423 code for a protein of 140 amino acids. The record is from RefSeq and is a predicted model, not a curated record. Gene Ontology annotation, molecular function: calcium ion binding. The transcript is spliced from 2 exons. Lineage: Eukaryota; Metazoa; Mollusca; Gastropoda; Lottiidae. Gene Ontology annotation, cellular component: endocytic vesicle; midbody; recycling endosome membrane.